This is a messenger RNA of Chlamydomonas reinhardtii, 1632 nucleotides long. RefSeq lists its product as uncharacterized. The coding region runs from base 133 to 1368 and encodes 411 amino acids. Lineage: Eukaryota; Viridiplantae; Chlorophyta; Chlorophyceae; Chlamydomonadales; Chlamydomonadaceae. The record is from RefSeq and is a predicted model, not a curated record. The transcript is spliced from 7 exons.
GGUACGAUACAACUGCGAGCCAUGCUUGCCUGAGCGAACUCGUUGACUAGAUAUUGACCCUUUGCCCUCUGCUCGGAUUACCGAAGCAUGACAUCUUCCAGCGUUCUCAGAGAGCUAGAAGAACUAAGGCAGAUGCUUGAUGAGCCACGCAAAACUUUCAGCCCACUAAAGACACUUCGGGAAAUUGCGACUCCUCGGGCUGCCGUGGACCCCAUGCGGACCUACUCAACGGCGCUUAAUAGCGCAGAGAAGAGCGUCGACCGGCUAGGCCGGGCCAUUGAGGCGGCCGAGGAGGAGAUGGACGCAGCUUUGAAGCGCACGACGGAAAUUCAUCGCAGCCAGCUGAAGCAGAAGGAGCUUGAGAACUUGGAGCUACAGCGGGUCAUUGGCGCCAAGGAGCGGUCCAUCGACAGCCUGCGGGACACUCUUGCAACCACAAAGCGCACAUAUGAGAGCAAGCUCUCUCAGGCUGAGUCUGCGCUCGCACUAAAGGACGCGGAGAUUAAGGCUCUGUCUGAGGAGCUGCGUGUGUCGCGGCUGGAGCGAGAUUCCAUGGGCCUGCAGAUGGAGCGAGUGGAGGCGAGCAGGCGCGCACUCGAGGUUGACGCGCGGGAGCGGGAGGCGGAGCUGGGGGCGGACGUGCGCUCCAAGAGCGACGAGGCCGCCAAGGCACUGAUGGCGCUGCGGUACGAGAAGAAGGAGAAGGAGGACUGGCGGCUGCAGAGUGAGGACCUGCGGCGGCAGCUGCAGGUUAUGCAGGACGAGCUGCGGGCGCAGAAGGAGGAGACCGCGCUGACCAAGGACCGCUAUGAGGCUGAGCUGCUUGAGACGCGGCGCCGCGCCGCUCUGGAGGUGGAGGAGGCGCGGCGGCGUGUGGAGGGCGAGGCGGAGGACUUCCGGCGGCGCUGCGAGGCGGAGCUGGAGGACAUGCGGCGGCGGCUGCGGUCGGAGAAGAACCUGCGCAAGGCGUGCGAGAAGUGGUUGCGCUCGGAGCUCAAGUCGCGGGAGGAGAUGGAGCUGCUUCUGGCGGCUGUUAAGGACGCCGCCACAGGCCGCUCCGUGGCCGCCGACACCGCUCAGGUGGAGGCGCUCAUCGACCGCCUGCGCAUCGGCGGGGGCGGGGGCGGCGGCAGCCCCUCGCCCACACGGCAAACGCGCAGCCCCUCGCUCAGCCCGCGCGGCGACGGCCACACCGUGACCUCGGUGAGCGCCCUGGCGCCGCCGCCGCCGCCUGCAGCGUCGUCGGGCGCGGGCGCGCGUGCGCUGGAGUUGGACUUGCUGCGCCGAAAGCUGGAGGAGGACAACAACCGCCUCAAGGGGGAGCUGCUGGCGGCGAAGCGCAUGCUCACGGACCGCCUGAAGGUGUAAGGGGGUGUUUGCGGGGGCAGGCGUGGGGGGCGGGGAGGGGGUUAAGUGGACUCACAUUCCAAGUAAACGGAGGGGGGGCUGCGGAGAAGCCUGGGUUUGGAGGCGAGGGGUUGGAGCAGUCAGGCAGAAGUACAGGUCUGACCAAGUGGUUGACAGAGCAGAGCCUGUCUGGCACAGUCCCUUGUGAGGAUUCUUUCUGAGAGUGUGCAUGACAGCACAUGACCCCGGCAACUGCAACACAAAAGAGUGUAAUAAUUCAGGGCA